AUGGCUGGUCUGCCGGAGACGGCGGUGCAGAGCGAGGGCGAGAUCAUGGGGGAGAAAGAGUGCGCGGUAUGCCUGGGAGCUUACGAAGCCAGCGACACGGUCAGGACCUUGCCCUGCUCGCACGGCUUCCACGAGCGCUGCAUCUUCCAGUGGCUCCGGGUCAGCCGCCUCUGCCCGCUCUGCCGCUUCGCGCUGCCGGCGGCGGCCGAGGAAACGGAGUCAUUCGCGGAUGAGGAAGAUGAUGACGAUGAUGGCGAGGAAGAUGACGACAAUGGCGAUGGCGAGGAAGAUCACGACGAUACAUUGGAAUCAAUACAAUUCUGUUUUUGUAAUGUAAAAAUAUGA
Setaria italica (foxtail millet) is the source of this 345-nucleotide messenger RNA. RefSeq names its product E3 ubiquitin-protein ligase RNF181. The transcript has a single exon. Bases 1 to 345 code for a protein of 114 amino acids. The record is from RefSeq and is a predicted model, not a curated record. Lineage: Eukaryota; Viridiplantae; Streptophyta; Magnoliopsida; Poales; Poaceae.